UCAAGUCGGUUCGUGAUGGCGGAUGAGAGUUCCGAUAAACCUUGUGUCAAAAAAGAAGCUGAUUUUAAACGAAUUUUACCCAACAAUUCUAAGGAAAUUACUAAUAUUACUAACGGUGAUCAUCAAGUAAUGGAACGAGAAAGGGUAAAGAAAAAGCCAGGCAAGGCUGUCAUAAUAUCUGGCACAAGCACGGAACCUCCAAUACAUGAUAAACCAAUCGAUGUGUCUGAUACAAGUGAAUAUGUUAUGGAAUACACAGAUAUAUUUGGAUCCAACUCUGCCUCUGGUGUCGUCGAUUCUGAAGGAGAAGUCGAAGAAAGUAGUGAUACAGAAAUAGUUGGACACAGUAAAGAGAAUGCUCAUUAUACGAAAUCUGGAGAUGAUGAGGAGGAGGAGGAGGAAGACGAAAGAGAAGAGCCCCCUCCAUUAGAGAGUGAGGAUGAUUAUGAAUAUGAUGACAGUGACCUAGGACUCUCCCCUCCCCCCAUGGGAAGUGAUGGCAGUGACCUAGAUGGCUAUGUGUUAUCCUCAACAUAUACCUCCCCAGCUAAGAGUCUAUCAAGCGUUAGUGAUAACAUCAAAGGGGAAAAGGAACCGUUAUUCAAGCCUAAAGUGGACAGACGGGAUAGCAAGGAGAGUGACCUUGGAUACAGGGAAGGACCACCGCCUCUAGAUAGUGAAGAAGAACCAGAAGAAGAGGGGCUAAUGCAGAAUGGAGUCAAUCAUAGUGAUUUAGAGGAAAAUUACGAAGAAAAAGGAGAAGGAAGUGAAAAUGAACCGGAUAUACAGCGUGACAUUGGCAGUAGAGGAAACCGUGACACGGAUAGUGGGGAAAACCGUGACACGGAUAGUGGAGAAAACCGUGACACAGAUAGUGAGACGGAACGUGACAUACAGCGUGACAUCGAUCGUGACACACAACCUGCCAUCAAUCAUGAAGUAAAUAGUGAAAUUAAUCAUGAAAUCGACCGUCCUAUUCAGCGUGACAUUGAUCGUGAAAUCGAUCGUGAAAUAGAGGGUGUCAUGCAACCAGAAUCGGAAGAAGAACUUGAUCCUGAUGAAACAGUAGAAGAACUACAAGAAAAUGGUCCCGAGGACGAAUUGGACGAAAAUGAUGAAGUACUGGUUACUCCAGAAACCACAGAAGGUGCAGACGAACAUGAAAAUGUUGAAAGACAGGAAACAUUCUUACCGUUCGAAGACGAAGAGCUCGACUUACACCAGGAAAAACGUGUAGAAUCCCCGGUGAGCUCCAUCUCCCCUGAACCAAGCCAAAUCCCCGAGGGAGAUGGCUACACUGACUCAGAGACCUCGGAACCAAAUCAACCAAUGAUGAGACAGGAAACACCAGACAUCAUGUCUGAUCCUGAAGCUCCUUUAUUAAACGACGACCCAGAACCAACGUUUGUCCCAGUGAUUCAACAACUUAAGAAAAACAAAGUGUCCUUGAAAGAAAAAGGAAAUACCCGAGAAAAGAGCUCGUUGUUGAAGUCGGAGAGUUCRGAGGAUGACGGUAUGGAACCAUCCUCUGGAACUUAUGGCGGACAGACGCACUUGAGCGAGAGCGAGUCAGAAAGUGAAAGCGUUACGGAAGAAGUAAAGGCUGCUGAAAAUAUCAAAUUGAUUGAAAGUGAAACUGUUGGUACUAAAUAUUCAAAAGACGGUAACGUUAAUUAUAAAAAACAAAUUAACAAGGACAACACUGGGAUGAAAGCCGCUAAAUCACCACGAGAUACCACUAGUAAUAAAAACACUGGAUCCAAGAAAGUUAAUUCUGUUGAUGCAAAGAAAAAGGUUCCUACAAAACAAACUAAUGAUAGUAAAGCGAACAGACCGAAGGUUUCAGCGCAAGGUCGAGGGUCUUCAAGGGGCUCUAGUGUAGAGAACAGUACAGAAGAUCUAACAAAGAAGGCUUCUAAAAUUGCUGGUAGUAUUGGAACAGAGCGUCAUGUGCGAGUCAAACAAGCAUCAGGGAUGGCUGUUAAAGAUGAAAGACCUAGAACUAAAAAGAUUAAUCAAGAGGUGAGGAAGCAUGCGCCUGGUCUGCCGGUUAAGGAAACAACGAGUACGAUUAGGCAAGCUACUGGGAGAAGUAAAGAAAAUCUUAAUUUAAAAGAGGAGAAGAAGAAAACUAGAAGUCCCGUCGAUUCUGGAGAAACGCUGGCUAAGAAGACACGGUCAGAGGCACAAGAUAGAUCAAGAAAAGCAAAUGUACCCGUCAAGAAAGAGGAGAGAAGUAAAGAGAAUGUAAACGCGACGAAGAAUGAAACAAGAAGUAAAAAUACUCGUAAUGGUGACAUAGUAAAAACAAGACCAAGGCCAAAGAUCUCGACAAAGAAUUAUGUUGCCAUAGGAACGGAAGAUGAUGACGAGCCCCUUGAAGAAACGAAUGAACUUUUUGUCGAUGAAAAUAAAACUUCGAAGACAAAAACACUCGAAACUCGAGAAAUAAGCCAGGAAAAUGCUAAACCCAAGCAGAAACCUCGUGAAAGAAGCAGCGUGAAGACGUUGAAGACUAAUGAACAACCGGUUGGUAAAGGACAUACAAAACAUGACAGGAGUAAACAUGUCUGGUUGUGUAGAGAUGAUGAGAUUCACAAGCUGAUUGCUCAGAAGGCGUCGCUGUUGAAGGAAUAUGAAUCAGGGAGUCUAGCUGGAAAACAUGUCUAUCACAAGCUACAUAAAAACAAGUCCUUUUCGGGUCAAAAGGGUAGACACGGUAAAGAAGAAGAACCUGGCUUGGACAUGCCAGAAGUAGGUUUCUCUGGAAACAAAUCCAAAUCAAGGUCUACCCGACCAAUGAGCGAAAUUAUAGGAGACAGAGAACCCUACACGUCAAGGAAACGAGAAAACAGACGCUCCCUACAGCACAGGUACUCCGGCUCAUCCUCAGAGGAUGAUGAUGAGCGCACCAACAAGGCCGCAGCAGCUAAGAGAGAUAAGGGUCCAUCUGGGACGUUCUCCGUGGGGAUGUCAUCCAGAAAUUUUGCUACACAGAAACACGAGGAUCAGUCAGACUCGGAGCACGAGGAAACAUGUGAAUACUGCGCGGCUGAGAAGGCCGCAAAGAAAGCUCAAGAAAGAGAUUUAGCAUGGGAGGGCCCUCAUCAUCCAAGGAAUCUGCUUCUUGGCGUCGUCUAUACAGCCAAGUAUCUGGGAUCAUCACAGAUAAUGUCGGCCCAGUCCCCCAACCGGUCGGUACGAAUGCAGCAAGCCCAGGAAGCAGUUGGACGAAUCAAGGUACCCGAAGGCGAAGAUCAGCCGACAACAGAUGUGGAUUUAUUUAUUUCUACUGAAAGAAUUAAAGUCGUAAACUCUAUUAAUAAGGAAAUCAUGAUGGACCACGCCCUACGUACCGUAUCGUUCAUCGCCGAUAUCGGGGAUGUACUUGUCCUCAUGGCCCGUAGACCCCCAGGAGAUAAUGAAAACAUCCUAGAAACCAAACCCUCAUCAACACAGAUUCUAGCCAGUGUUGCUAAGGCUGAAACCGAUCCCAAGAUGAUUAAAAUCACGUGUCAUGUGUUCCAGGCUCCGGAGGCACAAAUCAUAGCUAAAAGUAUCGGUCAGGCGUUCAAUGUCGCUUAUCAGGAGUUCCUACGAACCAACGGAAUAUCAGAAGAAAGCGUUGAAGAUGCGGAGUACAACUGCGUGUUAGAGGCGCAAAAGAUCCUGGGAGAAGAUUUAUCGCUGCUUUCUGAUGCCAGUAAAUCAAGAGAGGUCGUAGUAAACAAGAAACCAGCCGAGUCUCUAGGUAUCAUGAUCGUAGAAUCAGGCUGGGGAUCCAUGAUCCCAACAGCCAUCAUAGCACAUCUUGCUAAAGAAGGACCCGCUGCUAAAUCUGGACGACUAAACGUUGGAGAUCAAAUACUGGCUGUGAAUAAUACUAGUCUUGUUGGGCUACCUUUGGUGGAAUGUCAGACAAUUAUCAAGAACUCCCGUCCAGGAACUAAAGUGGUAAUGAAGGUGGUAUCGUGCCCACCCACUGUCCAGGUAGUGGUAAACAGACCAGACACUAAGUACCAGUUGGGAUUCAGCGUACAGAAUGGAAUGAUUUGCAGUCUAAUGCGGGGUAGCAUAGCUGAACGUGGAGGAGUACGUGUGGGACAUAGGAUUAUUGAAAUUAAUGGUCAAAGUGUUGUAGCGACGUCACAUCAACACAUAGUCGACCUGUUGGCUUCAACUACAGGAGAGAUUCGUAUGAAGACGAUGCCUGCCUCAAUGUACCGUCUAUUAGUCGGACUAGACGUCCCUCAAUAUAUAUAAUCAAGGAAUAUGGCGAUCAAGGUGCAUGGUUGGAUCAACAGACCGUCAGCAGGCGUUUGCUGUGGAGCUGCAGGAUUCUCGUUUAAGAUAAGGAAAAAUAAUCGAUCUUGCUUGAUCAUUCGAUUCUAACUUUUCGAUUGAUCAUUUAACCCCAUAUUUGAUCUACAACUGAUAUUUGACUCCGCCUCGAAUAGAAUUACCUUUCAGCGAAAUGGUUCUCCCAGUUGUCGACAACCAACAUUUCUUAAAAAUGAUCAAAAUUAUGCGGUGGACAAAAAAGAUUGAUACAAUAUCUGCGCUGUUCUUGCGGUUAGUGUUGGAUUCUGCAUUAUCUUUGUAUUAUAUCUCGACAAAUACUGGAAUUCAAAUGCGUCCAUCGGGCUUGUUAGAGCUCAAAUUCUAACGUAUUCCGUACGUUUCCAUGCCAACGCCAAUCUACUUUUUACCGCUGGCCAAAAACGAACGAUUAUACACAAGCAGCGAAUGAUACUCGUGAGAGAUUCGGAAAAAUCCUUCGUUCUUUUACCUUCGAUUCUUUUACUUUCCGUGAGUUCUUCACAAUUUUAUUUAUGACGAUAGGAAGGAUGUGGAUAAUGGUGUUACAGAAACUGGAGAACAUAGUUUUGAAUAAUCGCUAUGAAGAUUUUAUGUUGACUUCAAAUACUAUGAAUAGAUCAGAAAAAUAACUAGCUACAUAGAUUGGUCAAAGAUUGUAAAAUACUGAAAGCACAACUUGAUGAAUAUAAUGGUGGUUACCAUGACUACAGGACCGUUGUCAUGACAAUGAUUUAAAGAUGUUUGGUAUCACGUCAUCAAGUUUCGUCGUAGUUGCCAUGGCCACAGAAAGAGUGUCAUGACUAUAAUAUGGUUACCAUGACUUGAUAUGGUUACUAUGACUACAAGGUGUUGCCACGACUACUAAAUGACGACUUCAACUUCAGGAUGAAUGCCACAACUACUACUAAAUUGUUGCCAUGGUUACGAGGUAGUUGUCAUGACAACAAGAUAGCAAAAACAUGGCUGAUAAAGUCCGCUAAAAAUUCUGGUAGCUUCUUCAAAGAUAAACAAUAUAUCUUCACCAAAAUUUCUAAUUUAUUUCUAGAUUUACCAUAAGUGCUCGGAAUAUUUUAACGAUAUUGUCUUAAAAGAAAAAACUAGAGACAAAAGUAUUAUUGGACAAAAUUCUUUUAGCUUAGUAAAUGUUAGACUACGUGUGCGAGAACUAUGGGAAACCAAACCUGACCAGAUCUGACUUUAAUAUUAAAAUUACCGAGUUUGACUUUAAAUCGUAAAAAAACCACCAGAAAUAUUAUAAAUCAAUAUUUGUGAAAUGCGUAAAUUAAUAAUACAUUCACCAGGCUUACCUAUACCAAUCUGUAGUGAACGUUUUUAACAGAAAUCAAAUAAAAAUAUAUGUAAAGUUUA
Actinia tenebrosa (Australian red waratah sea anemone) is the source of this 5688-nucleotide messenger RNA. RefSeq lists its product as uncharacterized. The record is from RefSeq and is a predicted model, not a curated record. Lineage: Eukaryota; Metazoa; Cnidaria; Anthozoa; Actiniaria; Actiniidae. Gene Ontology annotation, cellular component: plasma membrane; cytoplasm; dendritic spine. Gene Ontology annotation, biological process: chemical synaptic transmission. Gene Ontology annotation, molecular function: protein binding.